Molecule: messenger RNA, 2308 nt
Organism: Dunckerocampus dactyliophorus (ringed pipefish)
Lineage: Eukaryota; Metazoa; Chordata; Actinopteri; Syngnathiformes; Syngnathidae
Gene: tbpl1
Product: TBP-like 1
Exons: 7
Coding region: 456-1019 (187 amino acids)
Biological process (GO): DNA-templated transcription initiation
Molecular function (GO): general transcription initiation factor activity; DNA binding
Source: RefSeq, a predicted model, not a curated record
CUUCAGACCGGAAACUCAUUCUUCGUUUCCGGGUCGUACUUUAAAAACUAGCCCUGGAAAGUGUUUUGCUCUGUCGUUCAAGCUGUUCAAUGUGUUUUAUUUUGAAAGUUAAAAACAGAAAUAGCAAUCUGGCGUAUGCAAACGCCGUGCAUGUUUUAUUUUAUUUUUUCAACCUGCGUUCGGGAUGACGAGCUAUUAGUUUAAUGUCGCGGCUACCGCACUGGCAAGCGGAUGAGGUAGCUAAAAAAAUAAAUGCAACCGUUUACAUUGUACAUCAUUUUACCAAAAGCCACCCGGAAACAAUGAGAACAUCCUCAGUGCAAUGUUAAGGCUGCUAGCAUGCCUUUAAUCUGCGACCAAUGCUUAACAUCAUGGUGAUGGCGGACGAGUGAGGUCUUGGUGCAUAACACACACAUAUACACACACACACACACACACACACACACACUUCCUCCAUGGAUUCCAGCAAUGAUGACACUCUGGAUAUCAUCAUCACCAAUGUGGUGGCAACGUUCAGGACCAGGUGCCACCUCAACCUCCGCACCAUUGCUUUAGAGGGCACCAACGUCAUCUACAAGCCGGAGGUGGGGAAAGUUCUCAUGAAGCUUCGUAAGCCCAAGAUAACUGCCUCUAUCUGGUCCUCAGGGAAAAUUAUUUGCACAGGAGCAACAAGCGAAGAAGAGGCCAAGCUGGGCGCUCGCAGGCUGGCACGUUGUCUGCAGAAAAUUGGCUUCAAGGUGAAAUUCUCAGCCUUCAAGGUGGUAAACGUGCUGGCCGUGUGCUCCAUGCCCUUUGCCGUCCACCUGGUCGACUUCACUAAGAAGAACCGGCCCAUCGCCAGCUAUGAGCCAGAGCUCCAUCCCGCAGCCACCUACAGGAUCAAACACCUCAAGGCCACCAUCCAGGUGUUCUCCACCGGCAGCCUCACAGUGACAGGACCAAAUGUGCAGAAUGUGGCCACAGCUGUGGAGCAGGUGUACCCGCUCCUCUUUGAGUGCCAGAAGCCGCUCUGCAAAUGAGGGAAGGUAGACCGUGGAGAAAGCUCCAAAAUGGUGGACUGUCUUUUCUUUUGAAUUCAUUUUGAACAGACCUGAACAGACAAACAGGCUGGUUUCUCCAUACACAUUCUUCCGGACUUACUGGACAAAUACCACUCCAGGAUCAAUUGAUUUGCUUGGCUGUCUUCGUGCUUCGCCCAUUUUGGCUGCAUGCUUGCAACCCAUAUUUGUGUGCACAAACCUUUUUUUUAACCUUUUUUUUGUCUUCCUGACUUGUGGAUGAUGAUGAUGCAUCACAAGGAAGAAAAGAGUCUAAGCACCAAUGGCAAACGAGUCCCAAAGUCAACUCUGGCACUGAAGCUUGUUUUCGCAUCCAUGGAUAGAAGCUAUUUUCUUUAUUCAUGUUGUCCCUCCAGCUAUUUACUCAACAGUUUGCCACAGCAGUGACAGAUGAGAACACUAAAAUGUUCCACAAGUUCACUUCUUGUACAUUUCUAUAACACUAACUGUAAAUUGUAAAUAUUUCAUUUUUUUAUUUUAACUGCUACAAACUGGUCUGUCUUGCUCAAAUAUGAGCUGUUUUGGUUCAAGUGGUGCUGACAACAACAACAACAACAACAACAAACACCAACACGAAGACACAUAACUUAUGCUGAUGAACUCACUGAAUUUACCUACCAUAACAUGCAAACAUUGCCUAAUAGGGGUGUCACAAGAGCACAGGUCACAGGAUGUCGCGUGAUUCAAAUCGUGUUAAGUUUUCUUGUUCAGAAAAGAAAGUGUCCUGGGCACUAGGUCUGGGACAAUAAUAAAUUCAUUAAUCGCACAAUAAAUGAAAAUGAGCUCAAACAUUUAUUGUCAUGUGCAUGCGUGUCUGUUUUCCUCGUUACCUCCAAACAGGCAGGAAGAUGGUUGACUCUGUUGGUUUCACUGUCUCAGCACGUUUGUUCCAUAGAACAACGGCAUGAACGGAGCUCUUUUGUCAGUCAUACAGUCGUUUUGUCUCGAUGGGUGGAGACGGGGCCGCUAGCAUACACACCCAUGUAUGCGCGGAAGAGUGUAACGUAGUAGAAAUGAUAUUAGUAGACUGCGGUACAUUGUCAUACAGUUUUUCAUUGUGCUUUUCUUCAAAGUCGUCUGGUGACACCCCUAUUCAAGUCUUCAAGUUUAAAUGGAAGCCAAGUGCUGAUGGUGAGUGUAACGCUCGUUAUCUGUGGCAAGGUUUUCAACCACUCACUAUUUGAGUAUUAUAUACAGUACGUAUAUCUGAUUAUUUUGUAUUUUGUAUAAAAAUAAAGACUCAUAAUAAA